CUGGUUUUUAAAUGUGAAUUUCACCCAUAUUACUAUUUCUCUUCCUAAUAAUCUCCGGAUUCUAUUCUCAUUUGGUUUUUGUGUGCUUCGCUUCGCUUUCCUCAUUCUCAUCAUCAUUCAUCUUCCUCUCUCUGCAGAAAAAUUAAAAAAAAGUUGGUUUGUUGUUUUUUCUCUUUAACCUUUUCCCUCUUUUCUCCGCAAUCGGUUUCUUCUUUGAAUGUGUUUGUGGAAGAAUCUAGGAAAUUAGAACCUGGCGUUUCUUUUCUCUUACCAAACCUUUGCAGAUCGAUUUCUUUUUAUCUAUCUCUUUGUUUUAACCCUUUUUUUUUGUGUUCUGGGUUGUGGGUUUCAUCAAGCUCGAUCGUAAUUGGUGAAAUCGGUUGAUUCUAGCAUCACCUACAUUGCGUAAAUUGGUGAGAAUCUCCUGAAUUCUCAAGUGUCAACUUUGGUUAAAGCUAGGAUGCAGGGAGAGAGGGCAAAUGUCGGUUCGUUAUCAGAUGCCUUGAACUUUGAGCAUGGUUCUUCUUCUAAUAAUGCUGUGGUAGAUCAGCAGAAUCGUUGGGAGAACAUUAACAAUCUUGGUGAUAAUGGCGAUACUACUUUUUCAAACUCAGUGUAUCAUGAGCAACGUGACUUGCACAGGUUUAACCUUGGUGAGGCUAGCUCUAGUGGUACGAAAAACGAAGCCGCUAGUCACAGUGAGCAAUGGAUGCAAAUUGGAAGUUUUGAGGAACGAAGAAAGGACAACCUUGAGCUGAACCCUUUAUUUGUGCAACCGUCUAGUGGAAACCGUGUUGCUCGAAAUGUGAAUCUGAAUGCAGAAUAUAAUGAGCAUCUUGAUGAUAUGAAUCCGGUCAUAGGUUACCCUGCUGGUCUUAUACCAGAGAACAGUGUUAGAGCAGGUUCAUCUGUAGAUGGUCGUCGUGCAUCCUGUAAAAGAAAAGCUCUUGAUGCCAGCAUUGGCCAGUCCUCUUCAAGCGGAGGUUUUCGUGAGUUCCACCGUGGAGAGAGCAGUUCUUGGACCUCAGCUCCUGCGUUUUAUAGCCCAGGAAGUAAUGAUUUGAGCAUAUCUCUUGGUCCAAGGGGAUUGGUUCCAAAUCUGUCUGCUCCUGCCAACACAGAGCGCUUCUCUGUCAGGGUUAAUCCCACUGUUCAACAAGAAACCGUCUUUUCUGCGGGAAGUGUUAUUCAGCGACCGGUUGCGCCAUCUUUCAGCUCACCAGGGCAUCUACCAGCAGAUCAACAACUGAGAUAUCAUGCUUUAGGCAAUGUUGCUCCUCAGAACACAAAUGCUUUUGCUAUUGGUAUGCCUUCUGUUUCAAGGAAUAUGAUACCACCAUUUCAAUGGAGUGGGAGCCCAGCAGCAGCUGGUGAAUCACCGAGUUCUGCUGCUCCUCCCGUUGACAGAAAUGUUGUUCAGCGAGUUGCAACCAGACAAAGAAGCAACAUGCUAGAGAAUCCGUUGUUUGUUCAAACUCCGGAACUGAGGAAUCUGGCCCUGAGAAAUCUGGCAGCCCGUAGUAUGAGAAAUGGACUUGGUGCUGGACAUGUUGCAUCGUCUUCAUCCAGGACGAAUGUUCAGCCAUCACCGUCGAUUCCAGCAUGGACUCCUUACCAGCCAUCACCGUCGAGUCCAGCAUUGAAUCCUUACCAGACACGACCUAACCAAAGAAGAUUACAUGAACAUCUUCGUAGGUCAUUGCUUUCUUCCCUUGUUACAAACCAGAGAGCUGGUCGUUCCUUGGUCCCUGCUGCCUCUUCGGGUGAGCAUGUGCUUCAAUCUGGAGGUGGUAACACCUUUCAGGCGCAGAAUCAGGCUUACUCGAGAGCAGGUCCAAGACAAAUGCGAAAUGCAACUGGUGCUCCUCAUUCUUCGCGAGGGUUGGCGUCAACAAGUCAAGGACGAAGAGGACUGGCUACAUCCGAGAUCCGCAAUAUCUUGGAGCACAUGCGUAGGUCAGGGAACUUGCGUUUUGAGGAGGUUAUGCUGCUCAAUCAGUCAAUGGCAGGUGGAGCUGAUAAUCAUGACCGAUAUAGAGACAUGCGGCUUGAUGUUGACAACAUGACAUAUGAGGAGUUGUUGUCUUUGGAAGAGCGGAUUGGAGAUGUUUGUACAGGUCUUAAUGAGGAAACCAUAUCAAAUCGAUUGAAGCAACAUAAAUACAAUAGUAGCACAAGUUCUCAACAAGAAGUGGAGCCAUGCUGUAUUUGUCAGGAGGAAUACAAGGAAGGAGAAGAAAUGGGAAUGCUAGAAUGUGGGCACGACUUCCAUAGCCAAUGCAUCAAAGAAUGGCUUAUGCGGAAGAAUCUUUGCCCUAUCUGCAAAACAACAGGAUUAAACACUGCAGAGAAGCCAAGAGGAUGAUAAAUGAUAGAAAGACCUUUAAGCUGUUGAGGUUUUUCUUACCAUUCGUCGAAUCUUCUAUACCAUUGCAGCCUCAUCAGAACAACUUGGUCUUAGGCCUUUUUUAUGUAUUUGGUGUCUGCGUUUGAGGUUGAUGAUCCUGAGGUGGUGAGAAGAUAGGUAUGAAGGGGAAGUAACUGAGAGAGAUAGGAAGGUAAUGAGGAGAAUCUAAGAAAAAAACUUAGGUUCUUUCUGAAUUUGUUUGGAUAAUUUAAAAUUUUACCAAUUAUUUAUUUUUCUAUAGUUACUCUUUAAAGAACCCAGAAAGAUUGUAAGGCAAUUUGGCGAUUUAUAGAUUUUAUGGAUGACUGAUUAUGUAAUUGAUCUAA
This is a messenger RNA of Eutrema salsugineum, 2733 nucleotides long. RefSeq names its product probable E3 ubiquitin-protein ligase RHG1A. The record is from RefSeq and is a predicted model, not a curated record. The coding region runs from base 461 to 2365 and encodes 634 amino acids. Lineage: Eukaryota; Viridiplantae; Streptophyta; Magnoliopsida; Brassicales; Brassicaceae. Gene Ontology annotation, molecular function: ubiquitin protein ligase activity. The transcript has 6 exons.